AUGGACGACUCGCUGAUCCACAUCACCUCCAAGCAGCAGUUUGACGACCUGCUCAGCACCUCCCGCAUCGUCGUCGCCGACUUUUACGCCGACUGGUGCGGCCCCUGCAAGCAAAUCGCGCCGCUCUACGCAAGCCUCGCCGAGCAAAUCUCACGACCCGGCCUCCUCACAUUCGUCAAGAUCGACAACGACAAGAACCAGGACCUCGCACAAGAAUACAACGUCUCAGCCCUUCCCACGUUCCUCCUGUUCCGAAACGGCAAGGUCAUCCAAAAGGUGCAGGGCGCAAACCCCACCGAGCUCAAGACCGUCAUCGAGAAGCUGGCUUCCGAGCUGGAGUCGCUGGCAGAAGGCUCAGGGAGCGGCGGCCCUGCUUGGAAGGGCGCCGAAGUUCCCAGGGGCUACAGCGAUGUCACAAGCGAGAUCGAGAUCAAGGGCUGCGAGCUGCUGAACGCGGAUGAUGAUGCGGGCCCCGUCAGGGUUCUGUUCGAGAGCUCCAAGCCAAGUGCUCUGAGCGAGGGUGCAGCACCUGCUACCAAAGACUGGGUGCAGAGCGGAGCCGACGACCAGCUUCUCCUCUUUAUCCCGUUCCAAUCAACCAUCAAGCUCCACACGCUACAGAUCACGUCCUUCCCCCCUGAAGGCAAUACCGAUGUCUCACGGCCUGGAGUCAUCCGUCUCUUCAUCAACCGCACAUCCAACAUGGACUUUGGAGAGGCCGAGGACGCAGAGCCGACGCAGGAGAUCACGCUGGGGCCCGAGGAUUGGAACUCGCAGGGCACGGCAAGCAUCGGCCUGCGAUUUGUCAAGUUCCAGAAGACAACCACCCUCACCAUCUUUGUACAGCGUGGCGACGGCGAAGCAGAUGCUGUGCGCAUUGACCGCAUCAAGCUUAUCGGUGAGGCCGGUACAAAGAGGGACAUGGGCAAGCUUCAGAAGAUGGAGGACGAUGAGUAA
Molecule: messenger RNA, 957 nt
Organism: Trichoderma citrinoviride
Lineage: Eukaryota; Fungi; Ascomycota; Sordariomycetes; Hypocreales; Hypocreaceae
Product: DUF1000-domain-containing protein
Exons: 3
Coding region: 1-957 (318 amino acids)
Source: RefSeq, a predicted model, not a curated record